CAGCCUGUUGAAUUUGUCCAUAAGGACCAGGGAGCAGGUUAACAUUGACCUGUGGGACUCCUUGAUAGCUUUGUAUUUUGUUAGUUGACAGGUUAUUGCACCUCACAACUUGUGUUCACCAGAUCACAGGGAACACUUAGCCUCAUGGCCAGCAACCCCAAUAAGAAGACUUUGCGCAGUCAGUAUAGAAUGGCUUUCCUUCUUGGCCAGGGUUCAUUUGGGAAUGUGAAAUUGGCCUGGCACCGGAAAACGCAGGCCCUGGUUGCCAUCAAAUCAGUAGAGAUCUGUAAGAAGACCAUCAGGGGGAUCCUGUCUGAAAUGACCAUAUUGGAGUCACUGCACCAUCCAAACAUCAUUUCCCUCUUCCAGGUACUCCUAACAUCGAGCCAGAUUCAUUUUAUAUUACAGUACGUUCCAGGAGGGAACUUAGUAGAACUAAUAAGGGAGGAGGGCCCACUGCCAGAAGAACAGGCGAAGAAAAUGUUCGGACAGGUUGUAUCAGCCUUAAGAUACUGCCACAGCCGUGGUAUUGUCCAUCGCGACAUCAAGCCACAGAAUAUACUGAUAGAUGCAGCGGGCAAUGUUAAGUUAAUAGAUUUUGGUGUUGCCAUCAAAUGCAGACCUGGUACAUUGCUGAAAACCCAGUGUGGAACCAGGGGCUUUUGUGCCCCAGAGAUUGUCCUUGGGGAGCCAUAUGAUGGCAAAAAAGCAGAUGUUUGGAGUUUGGGCGUUCUGUUGUUUUUCCUGACCACUGGCUACUUCCCCUUCAGAGGAGGCACUACAGAUCAGAUCAAGCAAAAGGUUACAACGGGGACCUAUACCAUUCCAACUCACCUGUCUGGGCAACUCGAAAACCUGAUCCACCAAAUCCUCACAGUUUCCCCAGAGCUAAGGCCCUCUAUAGAAGAAAUUGAAAAUCACCCAUGGAUCAAGAAAUGUGAGGUAAACAUCCCGCCCAUGACAGACCCAGAUUACAAAAUAAUAGAAAUGCUCUGUGGUAUGGGGUAUAAUGCCAAUGACAUCUUGGAAUCCCUCCAACAGAAAAGAUACGAUGAACCAAUGGGGGCAUAUUUGAGCUUAAGAAAUCAUGUAAUCGAAGGGUAUGAGAUUGGAUCUAUCACUCCAGCCAAGCCUGGGGAUCAGUGCCCUCCGCCACCCCCAUCACCAGCACAUCCCUCUGUCUUUGGCCUUCCUCUCAGGAGAAGGGCCAGUGAGCCCAACUUUGGCCUCCUCCACAGACAGCCCUCAAAAGAACAGAACACUGUUGCUCUGACGCUAUCAGGACUCAAGAUGAGCAGGUGUGUCUCCAUGCCUCCCAUUGCAGUAUACUAUCCUAAGAAGGAGAGAAGCACUUCUACCCUUGCCCUCCACUCAACACCUGUGGCUUCCCCAUGCGUCUACAACAACAUGUCGGGAGUUGAAAUAAUCCUACCACAUAAGGAAGACAUUGAGGUGAACACAUCAUCUCCCCCUCAGACGAUGGGAUGGUUUAAGAGACUCCGAAAAGGAAUCAGGGACUGUCUCUCAAGACUUUGCUGCCUCCCACGGGCUCCAAAGAAAAAACCCCAGCAUAGAUCCUCCAAGAGAGUGGCUCCCCUGAAAAAGGCAGCAAGCAGAACCAAAUGAAAGGUUUCCCUCCUGCAGAUAAUGGUGGAUUUGAGGCCAGGACAGUCAUGGAUUCCUGAGUACAAGGACAGUGGCUCAUUGUUGCUAAGGAUCCCAACUCAAAUUAGCAACACUGGACUGAAAACACAAACUAAAAUCCUCCUACCUGAGCAAGGUAUGCAGAAUAAACAAGAGACUGUUGUUCACAGGGACAAGUGUCCAUAUAGAAUCUAUAGUGAUAAUCUAUGCCUGGCAGAGGAACAAUGGUCAACUAUCUAAUGGGCCCCCUCAAAGUCUCCCUGCAGCUCAGAAGAACACCAAGGGCCUGAGCUCUGUGAUUCCUGUAUCACUGUGGAGCAUCUGCCAAGAAUGGACACCAGCAUCUGUAGACCAGGGAGAGACGGGUUCCCACACUUUAGUUCCGUACGCCCAAACAAUAAAACAACAGCCUAUCCCCUAAUGAGGUAUGUACAUAAUGAUAGAGGAUUCUCCACACAAACUUGAUUCACAAGAACAGGGCCUCUUUGGUAGCCACCCAAACCAUCUGAAAUCAGGCAAGAAGAUGUGAGCAGAAGCCUUCGAUCCCUGUACCUCAAGACCAAAUAACACUCAUUCUGAUAGGAUACAUGAGCUGGUCCUCGUUUAUCUUCAUUCCCCAAUUCCAUCUAUCUCCUAUCUGGAUGGAGACAUUUCCUUCCCAUGCUCUGAUCUGAAUCUUGUUCUGCAAUUCAUGGAACACAUUUGAAAAGUCGAUCUGGACCUCCAUGUCCUCAUUUGUCCAUAUGGACCUUCAGGAUGGACAGUCUCUGGAAGAUCCUGUGCCAGCUGCAGGAUGGGCUGAGCAACUGUGUUUGUCUAUAUCUAUGGCAGAAUCACUUGAGCCAGUAGAUUAUCUAACAGUGCCAUUCUGCCCUUGACAAUAAUGUGAGGAUUCCCCUGUCUCCAUAUGAACCAACCUGCCUGCCCCAACACUGUGCUAAUGUCGCUGUGGGAACACUAAGGACAUGAGGACUAUGAGAGUAGGAUUCUCGGUGCAAAAAAAAAAAUGAGUCCCCUUUUAAUACUGACUAAGAUGCUCAGGCCUCAAAGGAGGUGGACUGCAAGGGUGAGAGCUAAGUGUUCCUUCUGGAUAUGAGUCAACACCAGCACGCAGGAAUCCACCAGGUUUGGAUGGACGAUGCAUCUGACCAGAAGAAGGGAGUAGUAAGUUUCUGGGGUGCACUGAAAGAUCCCUCACUCUGUGUAAUUACCCAGGAAAUGAAAUAGUCUUGUCUAUGUGGACAUCGGUGCCCAAAUGAGAAAAAUAGUGUAUAUAUCCCGACCACUUAAAAGUCAUGCUGUUUCUGAGAGAACCUCUGAGCUCGAAAGACUGUGAAAUAGGAUGUCUGCCUGUACCAGAAUCUUUCCUGAGUGGAGAAUUUCAUCAGGAAGGAAGAGGCCCAGAGCAUGCACAUAUGUUGAACUCUUGAAGGGCACCCAGUUUGAAAGAGAACAUCAAAGGCCUGAAUCACUGUGAAACAUGCUGUCUGCAAGUACUAGAACACUUCCUGAGAGCAAGGGACACUGCCAAACCACUAGAGCAAAAGUUAUGAUGGAUAAAGAGACAGGUGUUCUGGUGACCUGUGACCCCAUCAGGAGCCCUGAGGGUCACCUCCUGCUAAACCAAACAUAAACUUUAUCAGUGAAGGUCACUCCUGAGAAACCCUGUUGAGAAACCCUGCAGACAGGAAAGCCAAGGAGGCCUCCUCCUUCCCAUUGUCAUUAUCUUCUAAGGGAGCUUGAACAGUCCUACAGACUUCUUAAAAAGCCUGGAACACUCUGCUAAUUUUGUGUUCACGUACUCUUCAACUGAGUCAGGAGAAGAAAAGAGAUAUUUGGAACUCUGAUCCAAUCAAAUUAAUAUUCUGGUGAUCAGAAGCCAAGACUGUACAGAGAUUUCUGAGGCCUCUCCAGGAAUUCUGUCCAGAAUCACGCUCUGGAGGACUUCAGUGUGCGAGAAUGUGCAGUACCUUGGACAGACUCUGGGGUCUAAGGAAUGAAGUUUGUCCUCAGUAGGACAAAAAGACACAAGAGGAACGCCCGAGUACAUAUAGAACACAGGGUGCCAUGAUGUGGAGCCCGAAGACAAGGGAGGCUGCUGAACACUCUAAUGCCUGUAUGAGUGAACUUGGACAUGAACAGUGUAGCUGUAUCUGUUUGCCUUCAGUUCAACCUGCAAUGUUGUCACCAUCUCCUCUUUAAGCCAAUGUCUCAGGAAACUAUCCUUGACAAGGCUGUUCUGCCCUUCAAGCUCAUAUGAUGGUUGUGCAUGUAGGAGACCUAGCCUUCUGUCACCAAGGAAACAGAAAGCAGAGGAGGAAUGUAAUCGUGGGAGGCUGCAGGCAAAAGUGAUGUGGGGCCACAACUGUACCUGGAAGCUACAGGGUACAAUCCCUGAGGACCUGUUCAGACCUUCAUUCUAUUCUGGUGUCUUCCUAGUGACAGCCCUGCUAGCCAAUGACAACAACUUCUCCCUGAUCUUCCCCAGCCUUGCUUCCCAGUCCUGAGACUUGAAGAACACAGAGGAGGGCCUCUGUAGGUCAGUGACUGGCUCUGGACCAUUGACCACUACCACUGCUUUACUUGGGAUGGUGUUCAAAUUGUGGGAUGUCUGAGAAAGCUGGGUUCCACGUUUUUGCUAUGCAACCUGUUCCUCACGUCCUGGACUUUGCCUGCUCCAGUCCUCAGUUGCCAUUCAGUAAGCAUUGUGACGUGUAAGGCUCUCAGGAGAAGCCAGAUCCCAGUGGCAUUAGUGUGACAAACAAGCUGUGCCCAAGGAGCUGACACUCUGGCAGAGUCCAGGACAUCCAGGAAGACAGAGGUGGUGAGAUAUCACCAACUAUGACUCUGACAUACAAUGAAGCAGUCGAGGGCCAUGAGGCUUUUCUGACUGAGGCAACACAGCCUGGAGCCCAAAUCCCGAGGCUGUGCACCAAAGUCCUUCCCUGUUUGUCACUGGUGAGCAGAGUCUGACCUGAAAGUCUGGACCUGAUCUCUCAGUGAAGGCAAAACCGCUUGACCUCUGAUUUUGAACUGAAAUUGUAGCUAAUGCUGCUAUUGAUUUAAAAAUCCAGUUCAAUAUGUGAAAAAAUACACUUUACAAUCUCCUGGAACAUUCUGUCUCAGAGAGGACCGUGUCUACACUUCAAAGGAAAGACCAGAUCCUGGUGCUUUCCCACAAGAAGUUGCUCAAUGUGGCUACCAGGCAGGCCAAACAAAAGCCUCUGUCUGCAGACAGGAGGGCACCAACAAUGUGUCAAGCAACCUCAUCUGCAUCGUCACAAGCAUCUGUAGUGUGGAUAUCUGGUCAACAUGGUCGUUUGACAGUUGUGGAGCCCCUCCCACCAAUAAAGCUUUUGUAGGUGAAGAACCUGAAGGAUCUGAGGCUGUGCCAGUACAUGCUGGAGAAAUACUUGACUGGACUCGGGAGUAGGAGCCUAGGCAUUGGCCCACAGAUGUGCUGUUCUCCUUCUUUGGAUACCCGUCGCAAAACACAAUCUUCUCUGUCUACUGGAGUUGUCUUGGUUGUAGAUUUGGAGAUCCUCAAUAUCCCAGCUUAGUUCUCUAACGUUAAGUCAUAUCGACUCUUAGCAUAGUACUUUAUUUGCCACUGUUCUUUCUACCUUUAUUUUUCUAGAACUUUCUAUGGGUAAGUUAUUCCUUCUGUAACACUUUAUGAUGUGUAAGCCCACACGAGGGUACCCAGAGUCCAUACACAAUGUGCUCUUAUUUACCUGUGAGAAGUCCAAGCCAGUAACACCAAUCUUAACUCAGUGGUGAGAAGGAACUUAAAACUCAGAACAGGACUUGUUUUCAUUCCUUUCUUGUUGGUAUCAUUCACAACUUCUGAAGAAGUUGGGAGUCCAGAAAGCAAAGGGUGGGAUUUUCUCACAUGAUCUUGACCCAUGUUGGGUUUUCUGUCUUCCAUCUCCACCUUUAACAUUUAAUAUACAACAUCUCUCCAAAGGUCAUGCCUAUUCUAGUGUGCUGCACUCAGUGAAGAAGUUGGACCAAGCGUCAAAAGAGUGAAGGCCAAGCUCUGAGUGUGACAGAGAGUUUGAGAUGGACAAAUGAUGCUUUGAAAAACACGUGACUUCUCGCUGGGACCUCCAUCUCCUGUAAAUAACCAACAACCUGUUCAAGGAUCAAUGUGCCUCUGACAUGAGGACAACAAGGCAUCACUAACAAAUCUAUAUAGUCCUACCUCCCAGAAGAUGAGUGAAGGUGUUACAGUUAGGAUGACUGUUGACACGAGGCUCUCAGAGGUUCUCCACAAAUCUGAAGGACAAGAUUGAGAUUGCCAUUCAUAUGGUCUUUCCAUAGUCUCCCCUUGCAAUCAGAAUUGACCAUCACUAUGGACCUCAUCUAUUAGAUGCAGCUAUGGAGAAAGAACCCUUUUGUCAUCAUCUUCACCUCUGGAUGUGUUUAUAUUUGUGUCACAGAACUUGAGCUUUUGAGUCUCCAAGGAGAAUCUUUUGGUCAUUUACUGCAGGAUCUGCAUGUGGGUCUCCUUGACUGUCUUCUGUACAUUGAUAACUCAGGUUGUCUAGCAAGCCUCUGGAUAGGCAGCAUGGCAGAAAUCAACUCUUUCCAAAAAUGGCUGCUGCUGACACAGUGGAUAGAGCACACACAAGCUCCCUGUCUGACUCCCUCAGCUCUUGCAUAUCUCCUUGGCUAUCAUUUCAGAAAGCUUCUGAUUCUUCAGACAUCAGCUUCUUGAUACUGAAGAGAUUGUUCUACCUGAUGAGCCCAGGACUAGAAGAUGGACUACAUCCAAGAAGCCUGGCCCAUCUAAGGCCAAGUCACAUCUUCAUGAAAUAUUUGAAAAACAUUUGUGCACAGGAUAAAGGUGCAAGGACCAAGGUCUCCUCAGACUUUCUAGCAUUCAGAGGGUCUGACAAACUCAGGUCAAAGGUUAGUAACGUCUGAAGCCUAGAUCAUGAAGAAGGCCCCACUCCACAGGAGAAGCCUGUGGCUGAUGCUGUUGCAACCAGGACUAUGAUUGUGAAACUUUUGUCUGUUCAGGAUAGCAGGUUCAGGAAUCUUGUGCCCAGGUAUCCACAGGCCUUUUUUCACACAUUCCUUGGUAUAAUUUUGCAAGUCCUGACUUUGGAAGUGUCAGGUCCUUAUGCUCUCUCACUUGAUAUAUAGUCCAUCUCACUUGAUAUAUAAUCCAAGAAAGAUUUUUACCCCUUUAAGGGGCUGGAAAUAGACUGGACUCACAGUUACCAUUAAAACUGAAGUUCUGUCCUUUGUGGUUAUUGGCCCUUUUAAAACUUGUUUGACUGGAAACAAAGCUCAGAGCCUGAUAUUUCCAAGAUUCACCCCUACAAAUUCAGAAACCCACAGCUCAAAGCAGUACAGAUACCACUCAGAAAUGAAUCCAAGGACAAGGUGUCUGACAUGAGAAUCUUACAGAUUUAUUUAUAGGUCUAGGACUCAGCAACACUACACCUACGUAGAAUCAUUCAGGUAUUCCACCAUUAGAAUUUGGGAGCUGCCAUUCACAGAAAUGACCCAUGGGAGACUCAUAUUGUCAUAUCAUUGCCUCUAUGACCCAUAGUGCUGUGACUGCCAUGCUCUCUGUCAAACUCCAUAGGAGGUCACCAUUAGUAGAAAAGCAGUGCAGGGCAGCAGAGCAGUACAGUGGCCCUAGGGUGGUGUCGUGGGUGGUUCCAGGAGAUACUGCCAUCACACCACUCUCUACAUCUAGAAUGAAAGGAAGAGGAACACGGGAGGGAGUGUGUGAUUGUAUUCAUGGCCAAAAGCAGCCUAGGUGUCAGCUACCAGUUUGGAAGAGCACAUUUGCGUCUGUAUAGAAGAUUCAGGUCAGGAAUGUGACUGGGAACAGAGGAUUCAAUGCUCACAAGAGGAAUGUACCUUACCUGACAUCUUGCACUACACCAGAACAAGCACAGGAUAGUUUAUCCUUAUAAGAACUAGCAUAGCACACUGCUGGCAUAGGGGAAAUCUCUGGAAUAUACAGGAUUGGUUGAGUACCACACAGGAUGGCUGACAAGCCAGCAGAAGUGUAGGACACACACUGAGGUCAAGUGUCAGGUGUCCUGAGCUAUGUAGCCACACAGCUGGACAGAUGGACUUUCUUGCUCUGACUGAAGAAGAACCAAAGCAGGGCCUGCCUCAGCCUCCAUCUGUACCAUGGAUCCAGCUGCUUCUCUCUCUUGCAAGUCACAAGCAUCAUGAAGCAACUGUGUUGGUUCCUGAUAUCACAUGGUCUUUGUUCACGUUAAAGACAGGGCAUGCAAGAAUGUAUUCUCCUCCUACCUAUGUGCUGGACUAGGGACAGGAGAUCAGAUCCCUAGGCCUGGUCUUCUGACUAUUCCGAUAGUAUAUCAGAGAAAUAUUUAACCUUAGAUUUCCUGCUCUUAGAAGCCAAAAUAAACCUGUCAGUCCGGGAGUCUUAUCGAGAAUGA
Molecule: messenger RNA, 8078 nt
Organism: Rattus norvegicus (Norway rat)
Lineage: Eukaryota; Metazoa; Chordata; Mammalia; Rodentia; Muridae
Source: RefSeq, a predicted model, not a curated record